Molecule: messenger RNA, 999 nt
Organism: Metarhizium brunneum ARSEF 3297
Lineage: Eukaryota; Fungi; Ascomycota; Sordariomycetes; Hypocreales; Clavicipitaceae
Gene: sorR2
Product: Sorbicillinoid biosynthetic cluster transcription factor 2
Biological process (GO): positive regulation of transcription from RNA polymerase II promoter by galactose; DNA-templated transcription
Cellular component (GO): nucleus
Molecular function (GO): zinc ion binding; RNA polymerase II cis-regulatory region sequence-specific DNA binding; DNA-binding transcription factor activity, RNA polymerase II-specific
Source: RefSeq, a predicted model, not a curated record
AUGAUCGCAAAUUGGAUGUCAGUGGCCGUUCCACUUCCACGGAUGAUAGACGAUGAUUACCUUGACACGCAGACCACAUCUAACUCCACGCGCCCUGACGGGGAGGCUACGAAGGUAAGCUUUUUCAUAGAAUCAACCACUCUCUACGAGAUUGUGAACGAUUCUCUUCUUGAGAUAUAUAUGAACCCAGAGAACAAGUCGACUGAAGAUGAUGUGAAACUUUUGACGGUCGUGCAUCAUGAUAGUAGGCUCUCAAAGUGGCUUUCGUCCAUACCGGAGAAUUUGCUCUACUCGGUUUCGAGUUCAGCUGAAGAUUUCAUCUUGCAGAGGCAGCGUAUUGUGCUUCGCGCUCGAUAUCUUCAUGCCCGGAUCCUGCUUCUGCGUCCUAUUGUGGCCGAAUACCAUCUUAAGCAGCCUAAACCGAGUCGGGCCCAACUUUUGGGAUUCGAAGACAGAGCUUUAUCGCAAGGCAUCGUGGACGAAUGCCUGACUCUGUGCUUCGGAGCUGCUCACGAAACCAUUGAUAUGAUAUACACGCAUCUCGACCGCGAGACCGUGACGGGGCCUACACCGGCGUGGUGGUUUUCCGUAUUAUUUGUGUAUCAGGCUGCCACAGUUCUGCUUGCGCAACGCUUCGGGCCUUCAGAACCUCGAGCCUUUGUCUCCAGUCUUGGCGACCCAGGUGCCACAUGGGACAAAGCCAUGCAACUUUUGAAAGCGUACUCACAAGUCGGAGAGUCCGCAAGACGAUGCAUAGCUGCAUUGGAGAUUCUGUCAGCGAAAUUCCAGCAUCAUACAAGCCAGAACCCAGCACAGUACGCGUCAACUUGGAUUGGUGAAACAAACUCGAACACUACGCAGGAGUCUCGCGGACAGUACGGAGUACUUGGAGAUCUGGGUGGAGACCUGGAUUUGAGCGGCGUCAACCUAAAUGAUAUUCAAUUAAAUGUUGACGACAUGGUGUGGCUGAACACGUCAGCCGGCGAUGUUCUAUUUUGA